CAUCGAUCAACUCACUGUACUACACACAAAAAAACAGUGAAAUUUGUUUCCUUUCAAAGUCACAGAGAAAAUCAAAUCACCACAGAAUCCACAUUCCAUUUCCGUUCUCGAAAUUUCCUUCCCUUUCUCCUCAAAUCUCUCUUCAUAAUUAACCAAAAUCACAGACAGAUUCCCACAUUCCAUUUCCCUCCUUCCAUUCGACAACUUAUUUAACCAAACAGUUUCGAGCUCUCAAAAAUGGCUCCUCCAAGUCUAACCAAAGCCAAUUCCGACAUGACGGAGAUAGCGGACGGCUGCGUCAGCGGCUCUCGGGUAACGUUGGAGGGAAAAAACUUCGCGGCCAACGGCCACGUGUUCCUCUCCGAUGUGCCCUCGAACAUAGUGUCGUUUCCCUCUCCUUACACCACCGUGUCGGCCAAGUCGGCCGGCGGCGGCGGAAACACCACCACCGCCGGAUGCUUCGUCGGGUUCAAUGCCCACGAGGCGAAGAGCCGGCACGUGGCGUCGAUAGGGAAGCUCAAGGGGAUAAGGUUCAUGAGCAUUUUCCGGUUCAAGGUCUGGUGGACCACCCACUGGGUCGGGUCGAACGGGUCCGACCUAGAAAACGAGACCCAGAUAGUGAUCCUCGACAAGUCCUCCUACGGAGGGGCGCUUGACGACUCGGGGCGCCCCUACGUCUUGCUACUUCCACUCAUCGAAGGCCCGUUCCGGGCCUCCCUCCAGGCCGGCCAUGACGAUGACGUCGACAUCUGCGUGGAGAGCGGGUCCACCAAAGUGGCCGGAGACUCUUUCCGGUCGGCGCUCUACAUCCACGCCGGCGACGAUCCGUAUAAUCUCGUGAAAGAAGCCAUAAAGGUCGCAAGAGUUCAUCUCGGGACCUUUAAGCUCUUGAAGGAGAAAACGCCCCCGGGUAUCGUGGACAAAUUCGGUUGGUGCACGUGGGAUGCGUUCUAUCUUUCGGUGCACCCUCGGGGGGUUUGGGAAGGCGUUAACGGGCUCGUCAAGGGCGGGUGCCCGCCCGGGCUCGUCUUGAUCGACGAUGGGUGGCAGUCCAUUUCCCAUGAUGACGACCCGGUGUCCGAAGAAGGCGUCAACCGGACCUCCGCCGGCGAGCAAAUGCCAUGCAGACUCUUAAAGUUCGAAGAGAACUACAAGUUCAGGGACUACGAGAGUCCCGGAAGCAAGAGGUCAGCCGUGGGUGGUCCGAGCAAGGGGAUGGGUGCCUUUAUCAAGGACCUGAAGGAGGAGUUCAAGAGCGUGGACUACGUGUACGUGUGGCACGCUCUGUGCGGGUACUGGGGUGGGCUCAGGCCCGACGUUCCCGGGCUGCCCGAGUCCAGUGUCGUUGGGCCCAAGCUGUCGCCCGGACUUGAGAAGACGAUGGAAGAUCUGGCCGUCGAUAAGAUCGUUAACAACGGAGUCGGGUUGGUCCCGCCGGAGAGCGUGGGUCAGAUGUACGAGGGCCUACACUCCCACCUGGAGUCGGUCGGAAUUGAUGGAGUCAAAGUUGACGUUAUUCAUUUGUUGGAGAUGUUGUGCGAGGACUAUGGUGGGAGAGUGGAGCUAGCAAAAGCGUACUACAAAGCCUUGACAGCUUCGGUGAGGAAACACUUCAAAGGAAAUGGUGUGAUUGCAAGCAUGGAGCACUGUAAUGACUUCAUGUUCCUCGGCACCGAGGCCAUAGCACUUGGUCGUGUCGGAGAUGACUUUUGGUGCACGGACCCAUCUGGGGAUCCCAACGGCACAUUCUGGCUACAAGGGUGUCACAUGGUGCACUGUGCCUACAACAGCAUGUGGAUGGGCAACUUCAUCCACCCCGACUGGGACAUGUUCCAGUCGACUCACCCCUGUGCCGAGUUCCACGCCGCCUCCCGCGCCGUAUCUGGAGGGCCCAUUUACGUCAGUGACUCGGUCGGAAAACACGACUUCCGGCUGCUCAAGACCCUUGUGUUGCCCGAUGGGUCGAUACUGAGGUGUGAACACUAUGCGCUCCCUACCCGCGAUUGUCUUUUUGAAGACCCUCUACAUGAUGGGAAGACCAUGCUCAAAAUAUGGAACUUGAACAAGUACACUGGAGUCCUGGGCGCAUUCAACUGCCAAGGCGGCGGCUGGUCACCGGAGAUCCGCCGCAACAAAUGCUUCUCCGAACACUCCCACGCGGUCACCUCCACCGUCUCCCCAGCUGACAUCGAAUGGGGCCAAGGUGCCAACCCAAUCCCCAUCGGCCCAGCCCAAACCUUCGCCCUCUACUUCUUCAAACAAAACAAACUAAUCCUCCUCUCAAACCCCACCGACCAAAUCCAAAUCUCUCUAGACCCCUUCAAUUUCGAGCUCAUAACAGUCUCUCCGGUUACCCAACUGGCGAAAAAGUCGGUACAGUUUGCUCCGAUCGGGUUGGUGAAUAUGCUAAAUACCGGAGGGGCGGUGCAGUCAUUUGUGGUGAACGAGGAGGGCAGUUUGGUCCAGGUUGGCGUUAAGGGGACUGGGGAAAUGAGGGUUUAUGCGUCGGUGAAGCCGAGACGGUGUCAUAUUAAUGGGGAGGAAGUUGGGUUUGGGUAUGAAGAUGGCGGUAUGGUUGUGGUUCAAGUGCCGUGGGUGGAAUCUACAAGUGUUUCUAUUGUUGAGUACUUGUUUUAGGAUUUGCUGGAUUUGACUGAGAUAAUUGCCAGUAAUGAUGGCAUUCUCUCUAGUUUUUCAGUUGUUUCUUAGGGAAGCACUAAUGUACAUUUAACUACCUAAUUUCAAGGAUUGAUUAUCAAUAAGAGAUUAUACUACUACAGAUUACUGGUAA
Rhododendron vialii is the source of this 2791-nucleotide messenger RNA. Its product is annotated as probable galactinol--sucrose galactosyltransferase 5. Gene Ontology annotation, molecular function: galactinol-sucrose galactosyltransferase activity. The transcript has 5 exons. Bases 238 to 2637 code for a protein of 799 amino acids. Lineage: Eukaryota; Viridiplantae; Streptophyta; Magnoliopsida; Ericales; Ericaceae. The record is from RefSeq and is a predicted model, not a curated record.